AUGGAGGACAGUUUAACAAAAGUCGAUCGUAUUGGUGCCAUGCGCCUUAUACUCCAAGUCAUGCGAAUCUUUGGCCUCUGGCCCUGGUCUGUGGCAGACAGAAACUUGGAGUCAGCCAUGUGGGCAUUUCUAAAGCGAAACUAUCGCUUUCUUAUCCACCUGCCCAUCACAUUUACUUUCAUUGGUCUAAUGUGGUUGGAAGCCUUCAUUUCAAGCAACCUGGAGCAAGCUGGUCAAGUGCUCUAUAUGUCCAUCACAGAGAUGGCUCUUGUUGUGAAGAUUUUAAGCAUUUGGUAUCAUCGCACAGAGGCCUGGGAACUGAUGCAUGAGCUACAGUAUUCUCCCAAUCUGGAGUUGCGAACGGAAAACGAACAAUUCUACUGGAAACGAGAGCAACGUCGCUUUAAAUGGUUCUUCUACAUCUAUAUACUGAUCAGCCUGGGUGUAGUCUACAGCGGAUGUACUGGAGUGCUUUUUGUCGAGUCUUACGAAUUGCCUUUUGCCUAUUUUGUGCCCUUUGAGUGGCGAAAUGAACGUGGUUAUUGGUAUGCUUAUGGCUAUAAUGUGGCUGCCAUGACUCUAACAUGCAUCUCCAAUAUAACCUUGGACACAUUGGGCUGUUAUUUUCUGUUUCAUCUGGCCUUGCUCUAUCGUCUGCUAGGCAUGAGGUUAAGAGGCUUAAAAGACGUUGGGAAAAACUUUGACCAGGACUUGCGAGGGAUAUUUCAAUUACAUCAAAGAGUCCGAAGAUUAACUGUUACCUGUCAAAGUAUAGUAUCGCCCUACAUUCUCUCACAAAUUAUACUGAGUGCCUUCAUCAUAUGCUUUAGUGGCUAUCGCUUGCAACAUGUGGGAAUUCGUGCCAAUCCUGGUCAAUUUAUAGCCAUGUUGCAGUUUGUCAGUGUCAUGAUCUUACAAAUUUUCCUACCCUGCUAUUAUGGCAAUGAUGUGACGGUUAAUGCCCAUCAGCUAACCAACGAGGUCUACAACACCAACUGGCUGCAAUGCAAUCCUCCCAUUCGUAAACUACUCAAUUCCUACAUGGAACACCUCAAGAGACCAGUACAGAUUCGUGCUGGCAAUUUCUUUGCAGUUGGUUUGCCCAUCUUUGUUAAGACUAUCAACAAUGCCUACAGCUUUUUUGCUCUUUUAUUGAAUGUAUCGAACCUGAUGAAACGUAUUUAUCCAUAUAUCUUGCACAUUCCAUUGACUUUUACCUAUAUUGCUCUUAUGUGGCUCGAGGCACUAACUUCCGACAAUCUGGAGCAGGCCGGUCAAGUAUUAUACAUGUCCUUGACUGAGGUGGCUCUGGUGACCAAGAUUUUCAAUAUCUGGUACAGACGGCAGCAGGCAGCACAAUUUAUCACCGAAUUGGAGAAGGAUUCGGCGUAUAGGCUGUGCAAUGCAAAAGAAGUCACUUUCUGGCUGAAGGAGCAGCGGCAUUUUCAACGCAUCUUUUACACAUAUAUUAUCGGCAGUCUGUUUGUGGCCCUUUCAGGAUAUUUAAGUGUCUUUUUUCAGGACGAGUACGAAUUACCCUUUGGCUACUAUGUGCCCUUCGAAUGGAGAAAUCCUCAGCGUUAUCUCUACGCCUGGGGCUAUAAUGUUGUGGCCAUGACCCUAUGCUGUUUGUCUAACAUACUGCUGGAUGCACUUGGUUGCUAUUUCAUGUUCCAGAUUGCCCUGCUCUACCGCCUAAUGAAUCUGCGGCUAAUGGCUCUACAACGGGCUCCUGAAGUGGUCGCUAGGCCAGAGUUACGCCACAUUUUUCAACUGCACACUCGAGUGCGCCGCUUGACUGGACAGUGUGAGCAAUUGGUAUCACCGUAUGUGCUCUCCCAGGUGGUAUUUAGUGCCUUUAUCAUUUGCUUUAGCGGCUAUCGCUUGGUCCAUAUGGGAUUCCAGCAAAAUCCCGGCCUCUUUGUGACCACCUUGCAGUUUGGCGCUGUGAUGAUUGUACAGAUAUUCUUGCCCUGUUACUUUGGCAAUGAGCUGACCUACCAUGCCAAUACGCUUACGAACAGUGUCUUCAAUACCAAUUGGUUGGAGUAUUCGGUUGGAACCCGCAAGUUGCUCAAUUGCUACAUGGAGUUCCUGAAACAUCCUGUGAAAGUACGAGCCGGAGUGUUCUUUCAAAUUGGUUUGCCUAUUUUCGUAAAGACCAUUAACAAUGCGUACAGUUUCUUUGCCUUGCUCUUGAAUUUAUCCAAGUGAAACCAUAAGUAA
Molecule: messenger RNA, 2226 nt
Organism: Drosophila willistoni
Lineage: Eukaryota; Metazoa; Arthropoda; Insecta; Diptera; Drosophilidae
Gene: Or94a
Product: odorant receptor 94a
Exons: 5
Biological process (GO): sensory perception of smell; detection of chemical stimulus involved in sensory perception of smell
Cellular component (GO): plasma membrane
Molecular function (GO): olfactory receptor activity; odorant binding
Source: RefSeq, a predicted model, not a curated record